This is a messenger RNA of Brassica rapa (field mustard), 7987 nucleotides long. RefSeq lists its product as uncharacterized. The record is from RefSeq and is a predicted model, not a curated record. NCBI's taxonomy places the organism in Eukaryota, Viridiplantae, Streptophyta, Magnoliopsida, Brassicales, Brassicaceae.
AUAUCAUUUCAGAUCAUAAUCAGUCGAAUUGGCUAAAUUACAUUAGCCUUUAACUUGUUUAAGAAGAUUGUUGAUGACGCUGGUUGGAGUCGAUGAAUUUUAGGAGAUCAUAACCUAUAAGAAGACUUUUGACUUGAAUGCUCAAAGUUAGGUAAUUCGUCGAGGAGACUCCGGCCAUGUUCACCACAGCAUCUUGGGAUUGAUGGUGAUAUCAGUUGUUUGUUUGCCAUCGCAAAGAGAAAUAGAAACCUUAUAUUUGAAAAAAAAUGGUUACCAUAGUCUUAGGGCAUAGGGCAAUCAUACCUUAUAAAAAGGGAAUUAGAUGGUAACUAUUUUUUAUAUGGUGUGAGUGCCCUAAGACUGGUAACCAGUUUUUAUCUUAACCAAAAAAUGAUAAUGUAUUUCUUUUAUCUUAACCAAGUACGUUACAAGGAUUUAUUUACAUAAUAACAGAAGAAUUUAGAGAGGAGAUAUUCUAGGAAUAUAUUGUAGAGAUAACAACAAGAAACAUAUGUACAUACCUAAGAUAUGUGAUAUUAUAAACUUAGAUAACUUCUCUUUCUCUUCUCCAAGAACGCCAAUAUAGAUAUCUUAGAGAGAUUUCCAGACCUGUGAAAGUUUGAGAAAAUGGCAGGUCUUCCUUUUCCUGGCGGUUCUAAAACCGAGAAAAUCCAUGCACAAGUAAGAUUUGAUUUCUUAGGGUUCAAGAAUCCUUUCCCACUAUUGACUACAACAAAUCUCUUUAUUCUCUCUUUUCUCUGUUUCAGUUUUAUGACAUAGUUGAGGAAUGCAUUGAAGACAACAUGAGCAAGGAUGAAACUGUGAGACAUCUAUGGGAUAAAUAUCUAAUCCCACAUGAAUAUACCAACAGAGGUAAACAACUCCUUCUCACCGAACCAUUAAUGGCCCGAGGAAAAAUCUAAUAUAAUUCAAAUCUUAAUAUACACUUUUCUAGUUUGGAAUCAUCUUGAAAGGACGAAUCCAGAUAGCAUACUAUGCAAUGAUCCGUUUGCGCAAUGCACAACGUACGCAAAUAGAACACACAUAUCUUUUCUUGUCACACAAGUUUCAACUUUCUCCUCUGUGCUUUGCUGAAUCUCAAACCUUGUGUUUUUUUUACAUUGGUUGUCUUUGCUCCAUCACAAGUGCCCAAGAAUCGGCUGCUUAUGCUAAUGUUCUAGAUAACCAAAGCCUUCAAGCCUCUCAGCAGCCAGCUUAUCCGAGUAAUUAAACUACUAUUCUCAACUUUCCUCUCUGUUUCUUCAUUGUACCUUUCCUGAAGCUUAAACAUUGUGUGUUUGUUUCUCUUUGCAGACGACUUUUGGCAGCGGUUUAUGAAUACCUUGGGCCAGAUUCAGAGUAAUACACAGCAUUUGGAUACUUUGGGUCACAUUCAGAGUAAUACCGAGCAGGUCGUCAAACUACUGACCGAUGGACAUGUAUUUGGACCACAUCCUUCGGCUGCGGGAUCCUCCAAGAGGCAGCGAGCUGAAGAGGCAGAAGAGAGAUGUAACAGUGAAGCAACAGCGAAGCUGCAUGAGAACGAGGAAGGUGAUGAAGAAGAACCAGAGAAACUGCACGAGAAAGAGAGACCACCAUGAAGAAAGAGAGAAGCUGCAACUUCCACAAUAAACUCAUGGACAGUCUCGACAUCCAUGAUUGAGAGAGAGAGUUGCGAAUUUUUUUAUUGUCAACCUAUACACUACUACUAGCUACGCUGUUAUAGAAACAUUGAGGAGAAAUUUAUCUUUUUUCUGGUUAGACACAAUUGUUUGUGAUGCUUAUUCCUAUAACAAUAAAACCAAAAGAGAAGUGCAGAAAUAAAAAAAGAAUGAUGUAAUGAGAAGAAAGCAUAAGGCUGAGGAACUUGUUCAGCUAGGACUUCCAUUUCCCAGGAGUUUCUUCCAGAUUUCUGUAAUGCUCCGACCGCCCAAGGCUAAUGGGCUAUCCACACCCGCUCACUCGGUCUGUGAGUCCCAUCAUGUUCCAACGGUCAGUGUAUUAAUUUUCCAAAGGCCGAAAGUCUUGUUUACUAACCCUGCAAUCACCACAUGAUUUUUCCCCGUGCUUUGAUCUCACUCACAUGCUAUCGCGAAUCACUUCCCAAUAGUUCAGCCAUCCUUUCAUUACUCCAACCUAAACACACUUAACUAUAGAGUUCUAAACGGAUGUGUGACGGAAAAGGUAAGUCAACUUUGGUGACAUAGGUAGCCAAAUCAAUUCUCUUAGGCCUUUCCACAUAUACCAAAAAUCGGGAUGUUGCAAUUCACCUCCACUCACAAACCGCAAAGUCCCUGUUGCGCACCAUGACAUGUCCUAAGACGCCUCUUGGGUCAGAACCGAGAUGACUAACCAGCUCUGACACCACUUCUAACGCCCCGACCGUCCACGGAUAAUGGACCACCCAUGCCUGCUCUCUCGGCCCAUAAGCCCAAUCCCGCUCCAACGGUCGGUCCGUUAAUUUUUCCAAGGCCCGAAAGUCUUGUUUACCUACAAUCACCACCCGACCUUUCUCCGUAGUUUGGCAUCACUCGCACGGUAUCGCAAAUCACUUCCCCAUAGAUCACUCAUCCUUUCACUACUCCAGCCCAAGAACACUAAACUCUAGAGUUCUAAACGGAUGUGUGACGGAAAAUGUAUGUAAACUUUGGUAACAUAGGUAACCAAAUCAAUUCUCUUAAGUCUUUACAUAUAUCACAACUCGGGAUGUUACAACUUAUAAAGCCUGACCGGCCACGGCUAGUGGGCCACCAAUGCCCGUUCUCUCGAUUCGUGGGCCUCAUCCCGUUCUAACGGUCGGUCCGUUAAUUUUUCCAAGGCCCAAAAAUUCUUAUUUACCAGUCCUGCAAUCACCACUCGACCUUUCCCCCGUGCUUUGGCCUCACUCGCAUGGUAUCGCGUAUAACUUCCCGAUAGAUAACUCAUCCUUUCACUACUCCAGUCCAAGCACGCUUAACUCUGAAGUUCUAAACGGAUGUGUGACAAAAAAUCUAAGUCAACUUUGAUGAUAUAAGUAUCCAAAUCAAUUCUCUUAAGCAUUUCCAUAUAUCACAAUUCAAGAUGUUACAAUUCACCCCCUCUCAAAGAACGCAACGUCCUCGUUGCGCCCCCCGACAGGUCUCAAAACACCUCUCGGGUCAGAAUCGAUAUGGCUAACAAGCUCUGAUACCACUAACGCUUCGACCGCCCAUGGCUAAUAGGCCACCCACCCCCGCUUACUCGGCCUGUGGUCCCUAUCCCGUUCUAACGGUUGGUGUGUUAAUUUUUCAAAGCCCAAAAAUCUUGUUUACUAACCCUGCAAUCACCCAUGAUCUUUCCCCGUACUUUGGCCUCACUCUUACGCUAUCGCGAAUCACUUCUUGAUAGGUCACCCAUCCUUUUACUACUCCAGCCCAAGCACGCUUAAGUCUGGAGUUCUUAACAGAUGUAUGACGGAAAAAGUAAGUCAAUUUUGGUGACAUGGGUAGCCAAAUCAAUUCUUUAAAUCUUUCCACAUGUACCAAAAAUCGAGAUGUUACAUUUUUGUUGUUGUUAUCGACAGAGCCUCCAGGGGUAGCACCGUGUGAGACAACCAUUUCUUCAUCGUUAAAUAUUUCCUCCUAUCAUUUUUUUUUGUUAAUAACAAUGGUCCUUCUGUUAACAAAGUCUUUUAUUAUAUUCUUGUGUUUAGUAAAUAACUAAGUGUUCUGUCCGCGUAUGCAGACAUAAAUAUUUUAAAAUUACUUAUUAAUACAUGCAUUACUAAUUAAAAGACUAAUGAUUAAUUAUUACAAUUCUUAUGUAUUAUAGUUUUUAAAAACAUAUUUUUGUACAUAUACUCACUAUAUAGAAAUAAAUCUUAAAAAUCACUCAAUAUUCUUUUUUCGAUUAUAUAAAAUUAAGAAUUUUACUUAUUUAUAUUUAUUUAUGUGUUUUGUGUCUUCAAAUUUUCUAACUUUUUAUGAAAAGGUUUUUCAGAUAACAACAAAAUAGCUCUUAAUAUUAAAAGAGGUACAUAACAUCAUUUUAUUUUCUAACUCAUUAGCUCUUAAUAUUAAAAGAGGUACAUAAAUAAUAAAAGAAAAUUGCAUCCUAUAGCUAUCAAAAAAAUUAUAAUUCAUUUGAUAGCUAAAAAACCUUAACUUUCAUCUACAAUACAUGUAUUUUAUGUAAUAAUGCUGUGUUACCCCUCAAUUCGACUUAUGUAACCUGCUGAGAAUUAUAUAUUAAAAUAAAUAUUAAAUAAAUCAUUUAAUAAAUUAUGGUUGCCGUUGAUGCACAUCUCUUUCUCAGUUUCUUUUCUUCUUCCUCUUCUUAUCAAAUCUAUGUUUCUUCUUCAUAUAUCCAUUGUCUCAAGGCGAGGGAGGAGCAAAGAUUUUGGACUUGUGAAAUUGAGUUUGGAGGAGAAGAUAGCACCGAAGAGAACGAGGUGACAUCGCGAUUUCUUUUUUGAGUUCAUUUAAUUUUGUCGAUCUUGAAUUUUUCUCGUUGUUAUUUAUUUAAAACUGUCAUGGUAUGUCGCAUUGCGAUAGUAUGGUGAAUAAUAAUUACUCCGGACCAGUGAAUACGUGUAUGGCCAUGUCUGAAAAAGAUAAAGAUGUGCAGAAGAUGAACUCGCCGGCUAUACUAUAUGCCGUGAGAGAAGUUAUAGUGUAGUAUGUAUUCUUUAGUGCAAUUAUUUAUUUAAGGUUACUAUACUAUUUCAGUAUAGUCAUCUCUCACUCUUGCAUUUCUAUACUAUUUUUGUGAAAAUUAACAAUCUAUUGUGAUUUUCAGUUUCAAAAUUUCUCUUUUUUGUUGUGUGCAUUAAUAAAUAAUAAGAUAUUUUCAUGUUAUAUUAUAUUUAAUGGUUGUAUAUUAGUACUCUUUCAUUGAUGAGUCAUAGAACACGCAAAUUACCAAACUAAAUGGUAUGGGAUGGUUCUUGUAUUUAUGUACCAUUCACAAGAAAUUGAAUAAUUCUUACAUCUCUACUUUUCAUUGAUAUUGACAAACAUAUAUACUUUUUGUUACUCCGACUCAUCACCUACACAUGUACGAUCAGUACUGUUAUCACUAUCGAUUGUUUUUCAAAUUCAUUAUUUACCAAUUUCUAGUUUACAAGUCUAAGUCUAUUCUAUAAUUCAUAUUUAUAUAGUAUAGUUUAAUAUUACAUUAUGUACUAUUUUCAGAUUUUGAUAAUUGGAUUUAGGGUUUAUAUUUGGAUUACAGUAAUUAGGGUUUAGGGUUUAACAUUUAGAGGGAAGGGUGAGGUUUAUUAAGGUUAGGCUUUAGUGUUUAGGAGGUCAAGGUUUGGAGUAUAAUUUAGUAUUUCGGAGUUGUGAGUGGAUUUGGAGUCUUAUUCUACUUCAGUGAUAUGAUAUAGAAAAUUCGGAUGCAUAUUUAUGUGGUAAGCAAGUGUGUGGUGUUGGUGGCAUUACAUGACCGUUUAACCCCAUUUGACCCAAUAUUAUUGGCAACUUAAAAAAUAAUAGGGUAAUACCUGAUAAAAUUGGAUCAAAUUGUUAUGGUUUAAUUAUGUUAAAAUCAAUGAUAUAUCCUUAAUUUCUAAUCAGAAUUUGGUUGUUUAGAAAUUCGCCCAAUAAUAAAUCAAACAAGUAAACUAAUUUCGCUCUAAAAUCUUAAUUAUCGAAUCAAUUCAUAGAGAUACGACGCAAGAGAUCUUCAUCAUUACCUGUUUUCUUCAUCGCUUCAAUGAUUUUCUCAAACUGAUAUAUAAUCAAAAAGCAAAUCUGAUUGUAGCGAUCAUUAAGUCAACUUAUGUUUCCACCAUUUGAAUUUGACAAAGAUGAAAACUGAAAAGUCACUUUCUUGCUACUUACGGUAGGUUUAGCGAACCAAUUACGUGUCAGCCAAAUAAGAACAAAUGAGCCGAACAUAAAAAGGCCCAAAAUUAAUACUAAUAGAUCCAUAAAUAAUCAAUCAUACGAGCAAAUUAGUUUCGCGCUCUCCUUCUCUGUUUCUCAGACUCUCUCUCUCUCUAUUUCUUCUCCAAGAACGCCACGAGUCCUUCUUCUUGCUCGGUGAAAGUUUCAGAAAAUGGAUGAUCUUCCCGGUUACUAUUGUGUCAUCGUCCAGGACUGCAUUGAAAGGAACAUGACCAAGGACGAAACUAUGAGAUUUGUAGAGAAUGAGUAUGUAAUCCCAAUUCAAGAUACCAACAGAGUUUGGGAUCAUCUUGAAAGGACGAAUCCAGAUUUAUUCAUAGCAUACCAUGCAAGGAUCCGUGGGCGCAAUGCAAGAAUCCCUCAGCGCGUUGCGAAACCUUCACCACCAGAGGUAACUUCCGCAAGGAGACGUAAAGUGCGUGGGAUUAAGAAAGAAUAUCGUCUAUCUCCUCCUCCUUAUUGUCGCCCUUUGUUGCCUGAUUUAAAUGUUCCUGCUGCAUCACCACAAGAAGCUGCUGCUUAUGCUGAUGCUGUUUUUCCUCCAACUCAAGCGGGACCUUCCAGAGCUGCUAAUGCUAAUGCUUAUCCCAACGACUUUUGGCAGCGGGUUAUGAAUACCUUGGGACAGAUUCAGAGUAAUACACAGCAUUUGGAUACUUUGCGUCACAUUCAGAGCAAUACAGAGCAGGUGGUCAAACUACUGACCGGUGGUGGACAUGGAUUUGGACCACAUCCUUCUGCUGCCGGAUCCUUAAAGAGACAGCGAGCUGAGGAGGCAGAAGAGAGAGGUAAAAACGAAGAAGCAGAGAAGCAGCAGCAGAAAGAGGAAGGUAACGGUGAAGAACUGCAGGAGAAAGAGGAAGGUAACGAUGAAGAACUGCAGAAGAAUGAGGGAUGUGACAAUGUAUAAGCAGAGAAGCUGCAAGAUCAGAAUCUACAAAUGCCACAAUAAUCGCAUGGACGGUUCUUACUUAUUAUAUUAGCAUAGUUUUCUAUUACCAGAGGACACAUACAUGUUGGUAUGAUUGCUUAUGUUCUCAUUGUCAUUCUACACGCACUUUAAAAAACAUUGGGGAGCAAAAAAUUUCAGUUUACUUGUUGUUGUUGGGCUCUCUCGAGGCUUUUGUGUUGUUGAGAAGAGAUACAAACAUGUAACAAAUUAAAGAACAUAUAUUCAUUCUUUCAAACUUCGAUCCAUUUAUUUGUGUGGCAUAAUAUAGCCCAAAAAAGAAGAAGAAGCACAAGUGUUUCUGAUGCAAAAGCCCAUAAAAAUGAUGAUCUAAUGAGUAGGAACCAUGAAGCCUAGAGACUUGUUGAGCAUAUCUAUUAUACUAAACAUUUAACAAGUUAGGCCCAGGCUUUCUAUUAGCAUAGGAAGGUACAUAUUUGUAUAAGAUAUUUAAGAAAGUUUCUAUGCGAAUACCUUUCCACUUCCCACCUUCAGCUGCAGAGUAAAGACAGCACAGUAGGAAAAUAAAAGCUGGAAUUUGAUCCUAUAAGUGGAAGCACUUACAUCUGCUUCCUGUUAUAUACUAACAUCUUUACAAACUUUACCAAUAAUAAACAGUCACUUUCUUGCUAUUUACAUCAGCUCAAAAAAGGAUAAAUAGGCUAGAAAGGCCCAAAACAGCAGUCUAACAGAUUAGUAUUAAAAAGACUAAUGUAGGUUUAAUAUUAAACCUAAAGAUUAACGUAGUAGUCAUUAAGUCAAGUUUUUCUUCCACCAUUUGAAUUUGCCGGGGUAAAAGUUACUUUCUUGCUGUUUACGGUAGGUUACAUGAAUUAAUUAUGUGUCAGCCCAAUAACAACAAAUGAGCCACACUAAGAAGGCUCAAAAUAAUGAUUGUUUAAAAGUCCAUAAAUAAUCAAUUAAACAAGCAAAUUAAAUCCCUCUCUCCAUCUUGUUUCCGUUAAACCACUUUCACUAAUUGUUUAUCUCUCUCUCUCUUUCUUCUCCAAGAACGCCAACUCAGAGAGAGAGGGGUCUCUUGACUUGUGAAAGUUUCAGAAAAUGGUAGGUCUUCCUUUUCCUGGCGGUACUCCGAGAGAGGAACUCCAUAAACACGUAAGAUUUGAUCGAUCCAAGAAUCUCCAUAGGGUUUGUUUAUGAACCCUUUCCC